UUCUAUUCCUUAGUUUGGUAAGAGAGUCUGUAAUCUCAGUACUACUCUGGUUGUUUCCUCGAAAGAAAGCUCACCUAGCUACGUACCUAGUGCCUCGCCGAAACCCUGACCCAAUGGCGCGGUGCUCGCGCGCUUGGCUCACGCUGCUUCUUCUCGCAUGUUGUGCCCUCGUGCAGAGCUCCCACGGCUCGAGACCCCCUCCCCGGGAGCCGCAGAUGGCUGGGGUCCUAUCUCCGACGAUGGUUCACGGCGGCGCCGCUGAACCGCUCUACGACGACGGGGCGACGGAAGUCCCGGAGGAGAGUGCGACCGGUCAUCGUGGAGCAAACGAUGAUGAUGGUGGCGCGGUUGCAACUUCAGCGAUGGGUGGGGAUGGUGUUGUGUCGUCGGAGCAGAGGAAGGGUACAGGGGCGCCGGUGCUGCAGCAGGCACUGGGUUCGAAGCUGGCACGCCGGGUGCUGGGAGGGGAGGCGGAGGACUCGGCGGCCGGGCCGUCGUGCCGCUCCAACAACGCACACAUCACCUGUGCCCCGCCGGCGCAGCACUGACCGGGCCGGGUGCUUCUUGCACUAGUCCGGCAGCAGGAGCUAGCUAGUCCCAGCUGAUUCCUUCGUCCCUUGAUGCUUCC
Aegilops tauschii subsp. strangulata is the source of this 628-nucleotide messenger RNA. RefSeq lists its product as uncharacterized. NCBI's taxonomy places the organism in Eukaryota, Viridiplantae, Streptophyta, Magnoliopsida, Poales, Poaceae. The record is from RefSeq and is a predicted model, not a curated record.